AUGAUUUAUUUAAAUAAACUACGUUUUACUUCUAUUGAAGAUUGUUUUGAAUAUGAACUAGCAUUCUUACCAUUCUAUGGAACAAGAAUUAGUGAAAUGUUAUCAAAUAUUCCAGAUUUAGAGACAUUUGAGUUUCAACUUGAAUUUAAAAUGGAUAAAUCGACAUGUUUCACCCCAUCAUAUCGAUCACUAACAGAAGAAUCAUUUAGAAAUAUCAAUAAAUGGAAUAUUGUGUUUAAUUUUGAUCAAAAACGAAAUCAUUAUUCUAUUCUUACUUUACCAGCGAUGUCACAUGCAUCAUAUCACCUUCAUUCACUUUCGCCAACUUUACUUUAUACGAGUUCUAAUCAUGAUUAUUCGAGUAUCAGAAAAAUAGAAAUGUUUGAAUUAUUCUCUCAGCCGAUAUUAUUCACUGAACUGGCUAAAAUUCUAACAGAAAACUUUUCAAAAUUAACAAGUCUUACAAUUUCAGAUACAGCUAAAAAUAUUGAUAGAAAUGAAACUUCAUCUGAAAGUAAAUUAAGAUUAAAUCAUCUCAAAUAUUUAAAAAUUCAACAAAAUAUAUCCUAUCUUGAUCAACUUCUAUUGUUUGUACCAAAUUUAACAAGUUUAGUAAUAAAGGAUAUUCAAUGUUUACAGAAUAUUUCUGUUAAGAAUAAUAUUGGAUAUUUAGGGUUAUCUGAUUGUAAUCAGUUAACCAAAGUACGAAUGAUAUUAAAUAAUUCUUUUCAAAAUAUACAAAGUCUAGAAAUUGUAUUUAAAUUCAUUGAAUCGACUUCAAGCAUCAUUAACGAUAAAGAAAUAUCUAUGUUUUGUGAAACGAUUAACAAUAUGAAAAAUUUGGUUAGUCUUCAUAUCCUUAUAUCAUCCAUAAGUGAAAAUGCCGAUUAUUAUGCAAAUAUUAUGUACGAAACGCUGAUAACUAAACAUGAGUAUUGUUUAAUGCAAACGCUGAUGGACGGAAAAAUGAAAAGUAUUUUAGUAUGGAAAUAA
This is a messenger RNA of Didymodactylos carnosus, 993 nucleotides long. Lineage: Eukaryota; Metazoa; Rotifera; Eurotatoria; Philodinida; Philodinidae. The record is from the annotation of a GenBank genome assembly.